This is a messenger RNA of Talpa occidentalis (Iberian mole), 3587 nucleotides long. It is a transcript of the gene MMP24, whose product is annotated as matrix metallopeptidase 24. The record is from RefSeq and is a predicted model, not a curated record. Gene Ontology annotation, biological process: proteolysis; collagen catabolic process; extracellular matrix organization. Lineage: Eukaryota; Metazoa; Chordata; Mammalia; Eulipotyphla; Talpidae. Gene Ontology annotation, molecular function: zinc ion binding; metalloendopeptidase activity. Gene Ontology annotation, cellular component: extracellular matrix. The transcript has 9 exons. The coding region runs from base 4 to 1920 and encodes 638 amino acids.
GGGAUGCCGAGGAGCCGGGGCCGCCGCGCCGCGCCGGGGCCGCCGGGGCCGCCGCCCGGCCGGGCCCCGCGCUGGAGCCGCCGGCGGGCCCCGGGGCGGCUGCUGCUCCUGCUGCCCGUGCUCUGCUGCCUGGCGGGCGCCGGGCGGGCGGCGGCGGCGGCGGGGGCCGAGGACCGGGCGGCGGCGGCGGCGCGGGCCGCCGAGACGGGAGCGCCCUUCGCCGGGCAGAACUGGUUAAAGUCAUAUGGCUAUCUGCUUCCCUAUGAUUCGCGGGCAUCUGCGUUGCACUCAGGGAAGGCCUUACAGUCAGCAGUCUCCACUAUGCAGCAGUUUUACGGGAUCCCAGUCACCGGUGUGUUGGAUCAGACAACGAUCGAGUGGAUGAAGAAACCCCGGUGUGGUGUCCCUGAUCAUCCCCACUUAAGCCGCAGGAGGCGAAACAAGCGCUAUGCCCUGACUGGACAGAAGUGGAGGCAAAAACACAUCACCUACAGCAUUCACAACUACACCCCAAAGGUGGGUGAGCUGGACACACGAAAAGCUAUUCGCCAGGCUUUUGAUGUGUGGCAGAAGGUGACCCCGCUGACCUUUGAAGAAGUGCCAUACCAUGAGAUCAAAAGUGACCGGAAGGAGGCUGACAUCAUGAUCUUCUUUGCUUCUGGUUUCCAUGGUGACAGCUCCCCAUUUGAUGGGGAAGGAGGAUUCCUGGCCCAUGCCUACUUCCCUGGUCCAGGGAUUGGAGGAGACACUCACUUUGAUUCAGAUGAGCCGUGGACACUAGGAAAUGCCAACCAUGAUGGGAAUGACCUCUUCCUGGUAGCUGUGCAUGAGUUGGGCCACGCGCUGGGGCUGGAGCACUCCAAUGAUCCCAGCGCCAUCAUGGCACCCUUCUACCAGUACAUGGAGACGCACAACUUCAAGCUGCCUCAGGAUGAUCUCCAGGGCAUCCAGAAGAUCUACGGACCCCCUGCCGAGCCCCUGGAGCCCACAAGGCCUCUCCCCACGCUCCCCGUCCGCAGGAUCCACUCGCCCUCCGAGAGGAAGCAUGAGCGCCAGCCCAGGCCCCCUCGGCCACCCCUCGGGGACCGGCCAUCCACACCAGGUGCCAAACCCAACAUCUGCGAUGGCAACUUCAACACAGUGGCUCUCUUCCGGGGCGAGAUGUUUGUGUUUAAGGAUCGCUGGUUCUGGCGCCUGCGCAACAACCGGGUGCAGGAGGGCUACCCCAUGCAGAUAGAGCAGUUCUGGAAGGGCCUGCCCGCCCGCAUAGAUGCAGCCUACGAAAGGGCCGAUGGAAGAUUUGUCUUCUUCAAAGGUGACAAGUACUGGGUGUUUAAGGAGGUGACAGUGGAGCCUGGGUACCCCCACAGCCUGGGGGAGCUAGGAAGCUGUCUGCCUCGAGAAGGUAUUGACACAGCUCUGCGCUGGGAACCUGUGGGUAAGACCUACUUCUUCAAAGGCGAGCGGUACUGGCGCUACAGUGAGGAACGGCGGGCCACGGACCCUGGCUACCCCAAGCCCAUCACUGUGUGGAAGGGCAUCCCGCAGGCUCCCCAGGGGGCCUUCAUCAGCAAGGAAGGAUAUUACACCUACUUCUACAAGGGCCGCGACUACUGGAAAUUUGACAACCAGAAACUGAGUGUGGAGCCAGGCUACCCGCGCAACAUCCUACGUGACUGGAUGGGCUGCAACCAGAAGGAAGUGGAGCGGCGCAAGGAGCGGCGGCUGCCCCAGGAUGAUGUGGACAUCAUGGUGACCAUCAAUGACGUGCCAGGCUCCGUGAAUGCUGUGGCUGUGGUCAUCCCCUGCAUCCUGUCCCUCUGCAUCCUGGUGCUGGUCUACACCAUCUUCCAGUUCAAGAACAAGGCAGGCCCUCAGCCUGUCACCUACUAUAAGCGGCCAGUCCAGGAAUGGGUGUGAGCAUCUCAGAGCCCUCUCUGUCCACUCAGUCUAGCCAGUCAGACCCUUCCUCACCAGGGUCUAAGGGCAGCUCUGGCCACUGCCUACCAGGCCAGCAGGGCCCUAGGCCAGGGGUCGUGCAGCAGAAGUGGUGGGUGCAUUGGCCAAGGCUGAGGGUGGGGCAGGGAGUGAUGGCGCUGUGCCCUACGGUGGGUCUCUGGCACUCAGCUGCCAGCCUUCCAUUCUGGGUUAACUGUUCCCACCUUAUGGGAAUAGACCAGGCCCCAUCAGGAGGCAAGGACCAUACCAGGAGGAAGUCCUGUGGUCACUGCAGCCUGUGGUGCCCAUGAAGCAUCACAGCUCCCAUCCUGGCCAGACCCAGCACCUUUUGUGGGAAGCCAGCACUAGUGCUUAGUCCCAUCUGGGAGAUGUCACCAGUCCUGGUCCCCCCUUUGCCAACACCUGCUGGUCAGAUGUCCCCCCACCCCCACCCCACUAUCCUCCAAAGCUACAGGACCCCUGCUGGGCAACAAGCUUGGGUUUCCCCUGCUGGCACACAGCAGAUUCCUCAGGAAACCUGCGCCACACAUCAAGGUCUCCUCUGAGACCCAGGAUUUAGGGUCACAUGCUGCAGGCAGGGCUGUGGCCCAGCUGGGUCUGACAAGGACCCAGCUGUCACGUAUGAAUAUUUAAAUGUCCUGUCACUACUGUUUAAAGUCCCAUUCUGCAAAGGCUGCUUGAGGCUUUAGGUGAAUUAGAAGUGACUGUCUUGGUGAUGAGGCCAGCUUGGUCGGUCCUCUCCCAGGUGAUAAGGACCAAGGUGCUGCUAAGGCUACCCUAGCACCCAGACAACCCAGGAGCUGAGCCCUUUUCAUGAGGCGAAAGGCCUGGAACAGGAGCUGACCCCAUUUCUGGAAGCCAAUCUGAGUUUGUGACUGUCCUCCACUAAGCCCCAUUAUCCUUGCCCUCUUCCAAAUGCCCCAGGCCCCAGCCCUGCUCCAGCCUGUGGGCUCACACCCUACAAGCUCAGCCUGACUAGUAUGAUGAAGCAGAAGUGGCUCCAGGCCAGCAAUCUUAUGGCCUUGGGGUAAGGAACCCAGGGCAGCCUUCAGAAGUGCUCAGAGCCUGAAGUUGACUCAAUGUCUCAGGCCAGAAGCAGCACUUAUACCAUGAGCUUGGCCCUUGCCAACCCAGCUCACAAGGCCCAUCUUCCGACACUGCUCUUUGGAAAAGAGCAUCUCCAAAUGGUAGUGGCCCCAAGCCUAGGGGCCUUUCUCACCCUUCUUGGGCCCACCUUUCAUUCUGUAGAAAGAAUCUCUAGGGCUCGGCUUGCCUCACUCCAGCCCAGUAAAAGCAGCCCUACUUGUCACUGAGGAGCGCUAGGUGAGACCAAAGGGUUCAGCAAUCCCUGCUGGCUCUCUGCCGAAGCCAAGAGGUAUGGGUCGUCAGGGUGCUGGCAGGGUCUCAGAUGCCACCGCUGUCCUCUGAGCCUAGCUGGGUUAUGCCCCUACCCCAUAGCCUCUAGGCUUGGGGUUGACUUAACCUGUAGUAGACAGGGACAUCUGCAGCCCUGGGAGCUAUCUCAAGCAAAAUCUCUUGUCCCAGAGGUACCUAUAUGGGCCCACUGUGUUCCCUGUCAUUAUCCUUCUGUUUUUUCUCAUUUUGGCCAAGGGCGGGCUCCCUGGGGC